CCGGUCAUUACGGAGCCGGCGGGGUGAUGAGCUUAAAAAGGGCCCCGGCAGCGGAAAGGCAUCCUCCUCCCCAUCCCAAAACCGAAACAGGAUUCCAUUAAAGCCCUCUUCCACUUCCAGCUGCCGCGGGGCAUCACCGCCACUUUGACCCUCCCUCCACCCCAAUUGCCCCUCCUCGAGCAUCCAUUCCUCCUCCUCCUUCGCCCCCAAGCCUCCUCCUCCUCCUCCUCCACCUCCUCGCCAUUCUCCUAUAAGUGCCGCGUCUCCGGCUGCUCUCGAUUUGGCGCGUAAAGGAACGACGCGCCUCGGCUUGGGCGGCGGUUCUUGGACGGCUCCAUUUCUUGCGGCGGCAAUGGACGGCAGGGCCGGCGGCGGCGGUAGCGGCGACUACAUUUCCAGCCUCCUCACCUCGUCGCCGAUGCUCGACUUCGGUGUGCUGGACGGCGCCGUGGCGGCGGGCGGGGACUGCCUGGAGAAGUUCUGCGGCGACCCGGGGUUCGCGGAGCGGGCGGCGCGGCUGUCCAGCUUCAACGGGCAGCACUUCACGCCAGGGCUCUUCGGGAUGCCGCCGCCGGCGCCCGGCGCGGGCAACGGUGAGUUCGGCGGCUCGCGGGAGGCGUCUUCCGUGUCAGACCCUGCCUCGGCGAUGAAGGACGCCAAUGCCAAGAAGAGGAAGGCGCCCGCGGGCAAAGGCAAAGCCAAGGAGCCUUCCCUCAGCACCUCUUGCCAGGUCGGGGAGCAGAAGGAGUCGGACGGCAAGAGGUGCAGGACGGGCAACGCCGAGAAGAAGGUGAAGCCCAAGGCGGAGCAGGCCGGCAGCGACAGCUCGGUGGAGGACGGCGAGCAGAGGAAGGGCGGCAAGGGGAAGAAUGCCAAGCCGGUGGAGCCCCCCAAGGACUACGUCCAUGUCCGGGCAAGGAGAGGCCAGGCCACUGACAGCCACAGCCUGGCAGAGCGGGUGAGAAGAGAGAGGAUCAGUCAGCGGAUGAAAUUUCUCCAGGACCUCGUUCCAGGAUGCAACAAGGUGAUUGGCAAGGCACUGAUGCUUGAUGAGAUCAUAAACUACGUGCAGUCGCUUCAGCGGCAAGUCGAGUUCCUCUCCAUGAAGCUCGCAACCGUGAACCCGCUCGACUUCAGCAACCUGCCCACGCUCCUGCACAAAGACAUGUACGGCCCAUCGGCGAGCUCGGUGUUCUCGCUGGAGAGCUCCAGCUCGGCCUUCCCGUUCAGCGACCAAGGAGACGUCUUCCAGUCCUUCCUGCCCAACAGCAUGGAGAGCCAGUGCACCCUGAAUCAGCUGGACCUGGCUCUGUCUCAGGCCACCAACGCGGCGCAGUACGCCUUCCAGGAUGGGACGGCCACGGCCAGCACGAACCUGCAGCAGAGGAACUUCUGGGAGGAUGAUCUCCAGAGCGUUUUUCAUGUGGACAACAGGCAGAGCCAGGAUAACGGGGUUUCCGCAGAGAGCUUCCACGGUGAUCUGCAGGCAGGUCAGAUGAAAAUGGAGUUCUAGCCGGCGUCGCUGAAGGAAAAAAAAGGAUCGACAGUCUGUACAUAGGAAGAAUCAAGAAGACGGAAGCAGUGGCGCGUGAAGCUAUGGCUCUCAGCUCUGAAGCUAACAGUCUCUGUAAUUAGGCUCUACUACUAAGGGGCGAGUUUCUUGUGUCAUAUUCUGCCUCUAGGGCGGUGUGAUGUGAUUCCUCUAAUAUCGCUGGCACUGAUUAGUAUAAUUAUCGAUAUUAAGUAAAUUAAUAUAGCAGAACGAUCAGUUA
Aegilops tauschii subsp. strangulata is the source of this 1772-nucleotide messenger RNA. Its product is annotated as transcription factor bHLH62. Gene Ontology annotation, cellular component: nucleus. The record is from RefSeq and is a predicted model, not a curated record. Gene Ontology annotation, molecular function: protein dimerization activity; DNA-binding transcription factor activity. Gene Ontology annotation, biological process: regulation of DNA-templated transcription. NCBI's taxonomy places the organism in Eukaryota, Viridiplantae, Streptophyta, Magnoliopsida, Poales, Poaceae.